UGUUGACACCCUGAAUCAGGAAGCCUCUAGUGUUGAGCUGCUCAAAACUAAACAGACACUGAAGGUCAAUAUGGCUGCUGUGGCACCAUUCAGAUACAGCCUGCAGAUUCAGGAAGAUGUCAUAUACCUGGAUGAGUUGAGCGACUGUUCCUCUGAUUCCAUAGAAGUAUGCUGUGAUGACCUCACUACUGGAGGAAUGCUUGGGGGUAGCCCAAGAGGACCAGGAGUAGAUCUGGAGACUGAGAACACCUCCACAGACAAAACCCCUCAGGGCCAGGCAGGAGCCAAAGGAGUAGGGGGCAUGGCUGCAAAAAGGGGCAAGUCAGGGCUCCCACAAGCUGCUACUCGGGCUGAACUGAAGGUCUACCGAGGAGGGAACUCUGAGGGUCAUCUUCCAGUGCCAAGCAACCUGCGCAAACCAAAGUCCUUGACCAAUCUAUGCGUGCUUACUGACUCGGAGAAGAAGAUGCACCUGUACCAGCCUAAAUGGUCGGAUGACAUGGACAAGCCUGAGGAAGGUCAGAAGAAGUCUGGCAAGCUCAAAGAUGCUGGAGGGGGCACCGGAAAGCGUAUCCCACUCUCCAAGAAUCUUUCCAGGUCAGAGCAUUCACUCUUUCAGGGAAAGCCAAAACCCUUUAGUCCUCCUCCUUCUAACUUGAGGAAACCCAAUCGGAUACCCAGGGGUCCUUAUGCGGAGAUCAAACCCAUUAGCAAGGCUCAAGAGCUGGCGGAUGAUGGAAAGUCAGAUGAUGAGAUCUUGUCCAGCAAGGCUAAAGCUAAUGGUAAGAAAUCUGGUACCACGGGAGCAGACACCCCAGGAGGUGGCAGAAGCAAAGAUGCUUCCGUACCUGAGGAAGGGGAUAAGACCUUCCUUAAGGUGGAUCCAGAACUGGUAGUAACUGUACUUGGAGACCUGGAACAGCUUCUCUUCAGUCAGAUGUUAGAUCCAGAGUCCCAGAGGAAACGCACCGUUCAGAAUGUCCUCGACCUCCGGCAGAACCUGGAAGAUACCAUGUGCAGCUUGCGGGGGUCUCAGCUCAGCCACAGCUGUAUUGAGAGCAGCAUGUGCUACGACAGCGAUGAAACCAACGUUCGCAGCAUUUCCAGCCUGUCCAACCAUUCCUCCCCUCUCUCCUGGCGCCAAGGCCAGUCCAGCCCACGUCUGCAAGCUGGAGACGCCCCCUCCUCGAGGGCCACUGCCCACUCGCUGCCCAUCCGCGCGACAACACAGAUCAGCCACCUGCAGCGCAUCCACCUCAUCGAGGGUCUGGACGCCGCUGACGAUGACCUGGCUGACCUCAAGACUGGUUACCUUAGUGACACCAACCUGAUGAACAAGAGUCAAACAGAAGAGGAUGAGGAUGACGACGACGAUGAAGUAGAUGUCGAUGAUGAUGACCUAACUAAUGGUUGGGAUGAAAGCAGCUCCAUCAGCAGUGGUUUGAGUGACGGUUCAGACAACCUCAGCUCAGAGGAGUUCAACGCAGGCUCCUCCCUCAACUCUCUGCCAACCACUCCCAUUGGCUCCCGGCGAAACUCUGCCAUUGUGCUGCGCACUGAUGCCGAGAAGCGCUCACUUGUUGAAAGCGGCCUUUCCUGGUACAGCGAGGAGGGGAAGACUCAGUGCCGGAAAGAGGGAGGAUAUGACACGGGCAGCCUUAAGGCGGAGUCAUCCAACAAGUGGAAAAAGAGCAGAGUGCAGGAUGACACAGCCAUCAAAGGUGAACUGAGGAAACCCCAGACACUCGGCCACCCUCCCAGCAGACUGAAGAAGAGCCGCAACCCUCCUGUAGGCGUGACAUCCCCGAUCACUCACACCACACAGAGCAUGCUCAAAGUACCAGGAGUUCCAAAGAACGAUCAGCGAGUCAUGGAUAAAACCAAAAUGGCAGUGAAAACAUCUGGUUUACAACGUUCAAGUUCGGAUGCAGGCAAAGAUCGUGGCGAGCAUCGCAAACCUCCCUCUGGCCUUGUCCGGCCCUCUGCUGGCACUGUAAAUUCUUUUGGUUUCAAGAAAUCGGUUCCUGCAACCAGUACUGCCACUGUGCUCACAGCUGGUGGAAAUACAGUUUCUGGAGACUCUUCGAUUGUUAGCAAAGCUCCUAAAACCUCUGGCAUUCCUGUGAAACCAUCUAAUGGUGGAGUAGGUGGAGGACGGAAGACCAGCCUUGAUGUUUCAAACUGUGAUCAAGGUUUCAUGGCACCAAAUGCACGCAACAAUAUCCAGUAUCGUAGUCUCCCAAGACCUGCUAAGUCCAGCACCUUGAGUCUGACGGGAGGGCGUCCAGGAACUCGCCCUGUUAGCAGCAACAUGGACGCUGGUCUGCAGAGCCUUAAAACAGUCCCCACCCAGUCCAGGCUGAAGGAACCAAGCAGUGGAAAGAUCUCAAGCCGUGCCAGUACAGGAGGGAGUAACCCAGUUAAUCAAACUGACCGUGAGAAGGAAAAGGCCAAAGCCAAAGCAGUGGCGUCUGAUUCUGAGUGUUGCGGAGUUAACUUGUUAAAGAACGGUAUCCUUAUGCCUACACAGACUGCAUUGGAGCCACCUUCCAAGCUAUUGGGACUUCGACAACCAUCCAACUUGGGGAAAUAUUCCGAACUGCCCUCUCCAAACUCCCAAAGGCCCUCUAGUGCCAGAUCUCUGCCCAAACCUGCUCAUCUGGACAAGAUCAACUCCAGCAGCCUGGACUGUGGGAUAGUUGAUGUGGAGAACCAACUUCCUCCCAAAGUGCCGCCAUUUUCCAAACUUCAGGAUCUAUCAGGAAUGAACAGCCCAAGCACAACUUGUCUGACCCCCAGCCCUGCUCCCGUCCUCAAUGUCAACUCCUCUGAAUGUUUCUCCAGUGCCACUGUGGGCCGAGGAGGCAGUGCUGGUGGCUCUCCCUCACUCUACCCCCGUCUCUCUGGGCUGCACCGGAGCAUGGAGUCCCUGUCCCUGCAGAUGAGUGUGUCUCCAGCAGGGGACAGUGUGACAGAGUCUAGGUCCAGAAAUGAGGACAAAGGGACAGUUAGUGGCUGGUCAACAGGAAGCAGGGUCUCACUCACUCUCACGUCAGACAGCUUACAAAGGGACAGAAAUACUCUGCCUAAGAAAGGCUUAAGCCACAACUCUUUGCAGGCUGAGGAGGAAAACAAAGAGAGACGACAUUCACACACCAUAGUGAGUUUGACAGAGACAAACAGUCCACCGCAGUUCCCUUCACCAAUACUGACAGCAAAGAUGCCACUGACCAGCAUCAUGACACCCAGCCCCAUAUCUGGCACUCCCAGGAUGACCCGAUCCAACAGUAUUCCCACCCAUGAGGCCAGUUUUGAGCUGUAUCAAGCCUCUCCACUGGGCAGCACCCUAUCGCUUGCCGAACGGCCCAAGAGCAUGAUCCGGUCUGGCUCCUUCAGAGACAGAGAAUCUGCCGAUGAUGUUCAUGGCUCAGUGCUGUCACUUGUAUCUAAUGCCUCCUCCAGCUACUCUUCAGCUGAGGAGAGAAUGCAGGGCGAGCAAAUCCAUAAGCUGAGGAGAGAGCUGGAAUCUUCGCAGGAGAAGGUGGCCAAUCUGACCUCACAGCUGUCUGCUAAUGCCAACCUGGUGGCAGCGUUUGAGCAGAGUCUCACGCUCAUGACAUCUCGACUCCAGACUCUCUCUGCAAGCGCUGAGCAAAAGGACACUGAAUUAAUGGACCUGAGAGAAACAAUUGAGAACCUGAAGACCAAGAACAUGGAGGCGCAGGCUGUCAUCCAAGGAGCACUCAAUAACCCAGAUAUUGCCCCCAAAGAGUUUCGCAUCAGAAGGCAAAACUCAUCAGAGAGUAUUUCCAGCCUGAACAGCAUCACCAGUCACUCCAGUGUGGGCAGCCUGAAAGAUGAUGCCAAGAAAAAAAAGAAAAAGAGCUGGUUACGCAGUUCUUUUGGCAAGGCGUUCAGCAUUAAGAAGGGCUCUAAAUGCGGAUCUAUGUACUCUGACAUUGAAGAGAUCACCACUCCAGACUCCUCAGCCCCCAACUCGCCAAAACUGGCACAUGAAGACGGAGAGAACCCGCCCACUUCCCUCGAAUCCACCCAAUCAACCGCCUCCUCUGUGAUCCACGAGAGUAACGAGGAAAAUGAGAGUGAUGAGAAUGUGGUGUCAGAGCUGAGGUCUGAGCUUUGGGAGAAAGAGAUGAAACUAACGGACAUCCGUCUAGAGGCGUUGAGCUCAGCACACCAGCUGGAGCAGCUACGAGACACCAUGAACAACAUGCAGAUGAUGGUGGAGAAUCUCAAGGCAGAAAAUGACCAGCUAAAAACUGGAAGUGCCCCAUCGUCCCUCGUCCUGCCUUGUGGCCCUCCCUCAACCUCCACCUCCCAACCUUCUGGCCUGUCCAAUCUCCUCAACUCCUGCCAAACCAAACCACCCAUGACCCUCACCAAGUCCUUCAGCCUCAUCCUCAAUGAAUGCUCCAACCCUGACAUCGCCCCAGUGGAGUCACUGAGCAUAUCAUCUCAAAGGGAUGAGAUCUUUACACGUGUGGUGGUUCGUAUAGCUGACCAGCAAGUGUCAAGAGAGGUGAGGCAACAGGAUUUCUUCAUCGGCUCUGUGAAAAUUAAUGGGAAGACCGAUUGGUCUACAUUAAACACAGUCAUCUCCACUAUUUUCAAGGACUACAUCUCUCAGGUGGACCCUGGUGCAAGUAUGGGGUUGUCUGUAGACUCUGUUCACAGUUACAGUAUUAAUCAGAGCAGGAGGGUGCUUGGAGCAGAAGCCCCAUCGAGCUCACCUUUUGACAGUUUAAUAAAGGGUCCGGGACUCAUCACUGUUGCCCUCAAAGGUUUUAAAGAGAAGUGUGUCGACAGCCUUGUGUUUGAGACACUCAUCCCCAAGCCCAUGAUGCAGCACUACAUCAGUCUGCUGCUAAAGCACCGACGGCUGGUCCUGUCAGGUCCCAGUGGCACGGGAAAGACCUACCUCACCACCCGCCUGGCUGAGUACCUGUUGAAGAGGAGCGGCCGUGACCCUGGCCCUGGCCUUAUCACCACCUUCAACAUGCACCAACAGACCUGCAAGGAUCUCCAGUUGUACUUGUCUAAUCUGGCCAAUCAGAUUGACCGAGAUUGUGAUGCUGAGGACAUUCCACUGGUCAUAAUCUUGGAUGAUGUCAGUGAUGCGUCUUCCAUCACUGACCUGGUGAACAGCGCACUGACCUGCAAGUAUCACAAAUGCCCAUUUGUCAUUGGAACAACCAAUCAGCCUGUUAUGAUGUCGUCAAAUCAUGGCUUGCAUCUCAGCUUUAGAAUGGUCACCUUCUCCAACAACGUGGAGCCUGCAAAUGGGUUCUUAGUGCGGUACUUGCACAGGAAGUUGAUCGAAACAGAGGAUGAAUGCACAGUUCACAGAACUGAGGUUCUAAAGGUUCUGGACUGGAUACCUAAACUCUGGUAUCACCUCCAUACCUUCCUGGAGAAACACAGCACCUCAGAUUUCCUCAUAGGUCCCUGCUUCUUCCUGUCCUGUCCAGUGUCAUUACCAAAGUUUCGGUCCUGGUUUAUUGACCUCUGGAACCAGUCCAUUAUUCCUUAUCUGCAGGAGGGAGCCAAGGAUGGCGUGAAGGUCCAUGGUCAGAAAGCAGCAUGGGAGGAUCCUGUAGAGUGGGUGAGGGAUACGCUGCCCUGGCCUUCAGCUCAACAGGACCAGGCCAAACUCUUUCACCUUCCUCCCCCAACCACCAGCCCAAACGCUGCUCCGGCACAACAGCCCAGUGACGACAGGUCCAGCAAAGACACCGCACAGCACACCAUGGAGUCAGAUCCACUGAUGGCUAUGCUGCUGAAACUCCAGGAAUCGGCCAACUACAUUGAGUCACCGGAACGGGACAUUUCAGGCAACCCCAGUUUCUAGGAUGAAUUAACAGACUGAGGUGCUCACUGAAGGCUAGUGCUGUUACAAAAAAAAAAAAAAUGUCCUAUACAUUUGCACCUCCCUUGUCUCCUUAAGAAGGUUUGUGGGAGUCAAGAAAAGGAACUCUCAAGAACUGAGAUUUAAAUGCUGAUGAAACUCUCAAACUGGAAAGAAAACAGAAGAACUGAUCUUAUCAGAUCUGAGCUAGAAUAUUUUUUUGCACUGUUGUCUUAACUGACCUUUCCCUGGCUUAUCUAAUCCGCAAGUGCAUGGCAAUACUUGCAACGGAGGAUUGUGAAGAUUGGAUGAUUGUGAAGAUGAGAGAUCUUCUUUGGACCAAAAUAUAUUUAUUCUGUUGACAUAUUUCCAAGAGUAUCUGCUACAUUCAUUCAAAAGUCGCCUGAACCCUGUACACAAAGAUGCAGUUACAAUGUCAUGCCAUUUAGACUAACCAACAUGGAUGCAAAAUGUCAUAUACAAGAUGGUGCUUAGAAUCCAGCCUUAAAAGAUACCCCUCAUGUACUAUUAAGUCAGUUCCAUAGAAAUUUGAAUAUACUAUAUAUUACCUCACAGUAGCAAAGUUAUGCAGUUUCAAGGUGCAGUACAUAUAUUUAACCAGAUUGCAUUUAACACUUCCCUCAAACACGGAGACAUGAAGGAGACAGAUGUAGACUGUAGACAAAUGCCGCUGUAUUAAGAACCCUGAGAGGAUGCACUUUGAUUCAUGGCUUUCAAUUAAGAGUAAAGAUUUCAUGAGGGACAAUAACAGAGGUGCUGCUAACAGGUGCAUUGAAGCAGUAUGCAACAUCUUGGGCCCGAAAUAUACUCUAUCCACUCUAUGUGCACGCAAAUGCAUCUAGCUGCAAAAGCUCUAUAUCACUUGUCGUUGCAUUUUGAAAUGUUUUAUAACACAAAGCAAAUAUGUGUUGCAUUCUCAGCUUUGCCACAAGAGGCACUUUAGGGGGCAUUAGCAUAACCGGCCAUUCGCUUAAGCACUAAACACGUUUGCAUCCAUUUGCACUACUUUUCAUUUGUUUAUCGAAGUAAAUAUGCACUAGACUGAUACUUACGCUGUUGCGCAAACUCUUGUGCUGGAGCGCCACGUUUUUAAAUGCAUGACAAGUUAAAAAGAACUUCAGCUUUUAAAAAUGCAUCUCGAGACACCUGCGUUCUAUUCGGUUUGAAUGGCCCCCAAACUGUCUUCUUCUAUAGUUACAGUUUUCAAUUUCAACUACUGUCAUGGCGAAGAAACAGUUUGAAGCCAAUCUUGUUAGUUAAAGUCGAUAUGUUUAUAGCUAGCUACCUUAAUAAUAACACAUUAUUACCUGUUUCUUAAUGCUAAGAAUGCAAAGAAUGGACUUGCAUUCUGGUGAAGACUGGUCUUGCCUAGCUGCCUUGAAAGAGCAAACUCAAAAGGACAAGAGGACAUCAAACGAGUCCACAAAAACUUAAGAAUGCAUAAGAAUGCACAUUGAGAAACAGGUUUAGUUUAAAAGCACAUAUAUUUGAAGGUAACUCUAUCGCCCCCUUGAGUACUGAGGUUUAAUACCGCCACAGAACAGAUGCUGAGUGUGUACAAUGGGACUGCAGGAUGGCAAAGUGUCGCUCAAGCGGUCGCGUCUUUAUUUGCGUAGAGAAUGUUUCUGGCCUUACCUUCAAUACUUCCUUAUGUGUGCUUGACCUUUGAUCUUAGGUUCCCAAGGUGCUCAUGAACCAUCAAGAUAAUCAAAGGCUUGGUUCACACUGACCAAAUCCAAGUUUGGGAGUAUCCUAGUUGGUCUACAUCAUUACAACCAAUGUAGAUAUAUUGGAUAUUGACUACACUGCCUGAACAAUGGAUCCAUCUUGCAAAAUAAAAGUGUGAACAAUCAAUUCUAAAUACUGGAUCUUAAAAACAAAUCAGAAUUGUGUGCCGUGUGAACAAAGCCAAAAUGGUUUAAACAAAUGCCUUUGUAAAUACUGGAGGUUCAAUGCAAAAUAACAUCCAUAUUAGCUUAUAGUUUUACAUGCACUUGUGUCUUUGGUUUUCUGUAACAAUGUAGCCAAUUUUGGAAAUGAUGUCAUAAUUGGUUUUAAUUUAUUGUAAUGUCAAGUCACAGGAACCCAAUGUGACCCUGGGUCUUUUAGAAUCUCUCAAAUCAUUCCUGUAACAAUGUAAUGAUGACAAAAUAUUAACAAAAAUGUGUGAUUCAACACACAAAAUAAUAAUAAUAAUGACCGGUUGACCGUAACUCAUUAAUGCGUAUGCUAUUGGCUGAUUGCAGGUGCCCAGAACUGUACACGCACGAAAGCUUUAAUGUUGAGGAAAAUUAUGAUGAAGUUUAAAAAGACACCUUAUCAUGAGAUGCACAUAGGAUGUGUUGGCAACAAAUCUACAAGAGCAAAGUGAUCUUUCGACUAACUUAUUAUUAUGGCAUAAUUAAAAUUGAAUGUGUCAGUUAUGUAUACUAACUGAUGUUAAUGUUGGCACUAUCAAUGUCAGAUUUCAAAUACACGCAAUUGUUCACAGAAUGUAAAUUGGUCGUUAUCUGCUAUAGGAAAAAAUAGUUCGCCAACAUGCCUAGUGCUCUUGAUGAUGCUUGCUGAAUCUGUGCUUGUGUUUAAGUAUUCUGUUACUGUCAGAUGUAUAAUCAAAGGAGUGUUUUUUAAAGGUCUUUUUGUACAAUUUUUUUUAUAACAGCCUCUUAGUCUGACAUUUGUAAAUGUGAUUUUCAAAAAACAAAAAAUUCCGAAAAACAAAAAAGUAUAAAGUCGAAUAAAUACCGCAAGGAUUAAAUACGACAAAUAUAAACUGAAUGUGUCUGGUUAGAUAAGCAUUACAGUGAGGAUUUUCUCAGUAACAAUGGAUUUUCGCAGUCAUCUCUCUUCAUUGCCUUUCCUGCAAGUUAACUGCCACAAAGUUUCCUCUUAAAAGUGUCCUCCCUAUUUUCUUCUGGAUUGUGCAAGGUAUUGAAUGGCUUUAACAACUCAACAAAUAUAUUUAAGAAAAGUGGCAGCGGUGCUUGACUUCACACCAGUACCUCAAAUCUGUCUUAACAGCUCAUUUUAUCACAAACUUCCCUUAAUUGCUUAUGGAUAGUUUGAUGGACAUUGCAAUACCUGAACUAUUAUGUGUUUUGCAAGGGACUGUUUGCUGUGCAGGAUAAGAAUGCGAGUGAAAUUGCUAUCCUUUUUUAUGCUUGUUCAUGAAAUUACUUUGAGAUUUGAGCUCGCUGGUAGUCUUGUUUCCAAAUGUCAUGCAAAACGAGGCUACUUUGCCAGCUAGCACAAACGAAAGCCAUUUCCAACUGUCCAAAUCAAUGUCUCUCCUCGUGUGAAAGAUCUAUUUGUUAUCUUAGUAUAGUGUGAUAUACCCGAUCUACUUUUUUGCAUAAGAGGGCUGUUAGUGACCUGAUAAAGUCUGGAUUUCCUUAAAUGGGUGUCUAACUAAAAGAGUGAACGUUUCGAUUAAAUUAUUUGUUUCGCUUUUUCUACUUUCGACUAACAAUGUUGAAUGUUCAAGCAGGUACAAUAAUACAAAACCUGUACUUUGUAAACUCGUUUUUUUUUUUUUUUUUUUUGGCAUAAAACACGCCAUAUACAGUCAAAUUUUGUUUAAUAAAAACAGAUUUCUGGGUUGUUGUCACUAUGGAGUGAUGGUGUAGCAUUUUAGCCCAUGGGUUCAGUCAUUAGUACCAAUGUCAGAUGACAGUUUUUUUUUUUUUUUUUUUUUUUUGUCAAGACAUGAAUCUUGCUUUCUCUUAAUUCUUUAAUAAAUCUUUCUAUAUUUGUAUAGAAAAUUGCAAUUGUAAACAUUGUAAAUAGUUAACGCAUCUGCGACCACAAUCAGUUAAAUAUGAAGAUCUGGCCCUAAGAUGAGAUACUUUUGUUGUUGUUGUUUUGUAUUAUUAUUUUUUUGCAGUCUACAGACUGUCUGUUGAAAAGGGUGAAAAGGGCAUGUUGUGAUCUGAGAGAAUUUCAUCCAUCAAAUAUUCACUCUAGUUUUCAAUAAACUCAUUCCAUCCCUACACUAA
Molecule: messenger RNA, 9882 nt
Organism: Myxocyprinus asiaticus (Chinese sucker)
Lineage: Eukaryota; Metazoa; Chordata; Actinopteri; Cypriniformes; Catostomidae
Product: neuron navigator 1-like
Exons: 31
Coding region: 71-5869 (1932 amino acids)
Biological process (GO): neurogenesis; neuron migration; microtubule bundle formation
Cellular component (GO): axon initial segment; microtubule cytoskeleton
Molecular function (GO): ATP hydrolysis activity
Source: RefSeq, a predicted model, not a curated record